This is a messenger RNA of Scophthalmus maximus (turbot), 1164 nucleotides long. RefSeq names its product histone H3-like centromeric protein CSE4. Gene Ontology annotation, molecular function: structural constituent of chromatin; DNA binding; protein heterodimerization activity. Lineage: Eukaryota; Metazoa; Chordata; Actinopteri; Pleuronectiformes; Scophthalmidae. The record is from RefSeq and is a predicted model, not a curated record. Gene Ontology annotation, cellular component: nucleosome. The coding region runs from base 34 to 1134 and encodes 366 amino acids. The transcript has 3 exons.
AUACAUAAAUCUGUACACCGACAUAAAUUCACGAUGAGCGGACGCGGCAAAGGAGGCAAGGGACUCGGGAAAGGAGGCGCCAAGCGUCACCGCAAAGUUCUCCGCGACAACAUCCAGGGAAUCACCAAACCCGCCAUCCGCCGUCUGGCUCGCCGCGGCGGCGUGAAGCGUAUCUCCGGCCUGAUCUACGAGGAGACCCGCGGCGUGCUCAAGGUUUUCCUGGAGAACGUGAUCCGCGACGCCGUCACCUACACCGAGCACGCCAAGAGGAAGACGGUGACCGCCAUGGACGUGGUGUACGCGCUCAAGAGGCAGGGCCGCACCCUGUACGGCUUCGGAGUGAAAGCCCCGAAGAAGGGCUCCAAGAAGGCCGUGUCCAAGAGCGUCGCCAAGGGCGGCAAGAAGAGGAGAAAGUCCCGCAAGGAGAGCUACGCCAUCUACGUGUACAAGGUGCUGAAGCAGGUGCACCCCGACACCGGCAUCUCCUCCAAGGCCAUGGGCAUCAUGAACUCGUUCGUGAGCGACAUCUUCGAGCGCAUCGCCGGCGAGGCCUCCCGCCUGGCGCACUACAACAAGCGCUCCACCAUCACCUCCAGGGAGAUCCAGACCGCCGUGCGCCUGCUGCUGCCCGGCGAGCUGGCCAAACACGCCGUGUCCGAGGGCACCAAGGCCGUGACCAAGUACACCAGCUCCAAAACCAGCGAAGACCAAGAUCUGAAAAAAAUGGCCAGAACCAAACAGACAGCUCGUAAGUCCACCGGAGGAAAAGCUCCCAGGAAGCAGCUCGCCACCAAGGCUGCCCGCAAGAGCGCGCCGGCCACCGGCGGCGUGAAGAAGCCUCACCGCUACAGGCCCGGUACCGUGGCGCUGCGGGAGAUCCGCCGCUACCAGAAGUCCACCGAGCUGCUGAUCCGCAAGCUGCCCUUCCAGCGCCUGGUGCGAGAGAUCGCCCAGGACUUCAAGACCGACCUGCGCUUCCAGAGCUCCGCCGUCAUGGCUCUGCAGGAGGCCAGCGAGGCUUACCUGGUCGGCCUGUUCGAGGACACCAACCUGUGCGCCAUCCACGCCAAGAGGGUCACCAUCAUGCCCAAAGACAUCCAGCUGGCCCGCCGCAUCCGCGGGGAGAGAGCUUAGAUUCACCCGAGACCAGACGCUGACAAAACG